AACUCCCUGCCAGCUGUUUGAUAGCUGUCCCAAUCUCUCCAUGUGAUGCCUUCUUAAUACCCCCACCAGAAUACCCCUCUUUGUCAAUUGAUCAUUGAAGACAACUUUUAAUUUGCUUCUUAAUGAGACAAAUAAUCAAAGUCAUAGAAAUUCGGAGAUAAGACAUUGUCUAUAUGAUAAUAACACACAGUGUCCUUUGUAUGUUCUCUUAUAAAACGUUAUCUUCUCUUCACUUCACUCUCUAAAAACCCCUUCCAAUUUUUUUUUAUCCAACCAUAUCCGACAUAUUUAAUUACAUUUCGAUCAACAAUUGAAGGUAAUGCUGCGUCUUGAGAUCCUAAUUGUUAUGGUUCCGCUGCAUCACAAGGACCAAUUGUGAGAAAUAACCAUUCUAGAACAAUCAUUUAGUUUGGUUCAUUCUUUGGCUGCUCUGUUCCCCCAAAAACACACAAUCUAAGUAAACGUGAGACAUAAAAUUGUCCUUGUUGUGGAAGCAUUUUGUUAUAUUUUCUUGAAAUCCCAUCAACUUUGACCAAAAAUAGCAAGAAAAAAUGGCACACUUACCACCAAGAGCACCUAACAUGACAUCAAAUUGGCCUGAUUUUUCACUUCAUCAAAAAGUGGACAACUUAUCUCCAACUGCUCACAAUUUAUGGGGGGACGAAUUCCUCGACAUGUCGUCGAGGCGUGGGUCCCACCGGAGAUCGAUGAGUGACUCCAUUGCUUUCUUGGAGUCACCCAUGGUGGAAGAAUGCAGGAGGCUAUCCAGUACCCCUGGAUCCGGUGGGACCGUUAACGGUCACGAGGAAUUCGAGAGGUUUGAUGAUGAGCAACAGAUCAUGUCCAUGUUCAACGAUGAUGUCCACGACAUGUCGUGUUCGAACCCGUCAUCGCCGUCUGAAUAUAUCAAUGAUAAUGAAGAUAAAAGUAUGAACAAUACUAGUAACCAACAAAUACAGCAGCAGUUUAAGAGUGAAAAUGAUGAAGUCCAAAGCUUAUGCCAGAAUACUGAAGAAUUACCAGCAGCUAAUCAGAAUGCAAGUACUAAUGAAUAUUCUUCUGAAAGAGUUGUUGAUCCUAAGAGAAUUAAAAGGAUUUUGGCAAAUAGACAAUCGGCGCAAAGGUCGCGGGUGAGGAAACUUCAGUACGUAUCGGAGCUAGAACGUAGCGUUAGCACUCUUCAAGCUGAAGUUUCGGUACUGUCACCAAGAGUUGCAUUCCUGGACCACCAACGUUUGUUGCUAAAUGUUGACAAUAGUGCACUCAGACAAAAAAUCGCAGCUCUCGCCCAAGAUAAAUUGUUUAAAGAUGCUCAUCAAGAAGCAUUGAAACGAGAAAUAGAGAGGUUGAGGCAAAUUUAUUACCAACAGAACCUGAAGCAGAUGGAAAACAAUGGUACACCAAUGACAACACAACAAUCACUUGCCGAUUCUGAGAUGAAAGUACAGCUUGUCAAUUAAUCUCUCCUUCCUCAUCCUUCUUCAGCUAGUGCAGAAAAAGCUACUGCAACUGAUAGCUGAGAAGGAGCACUUAGCAAUAUUCGUGUGGGGAAAUUUCCUUAUCUGACAGGAUAAGAUCACUUGGAUCUCUAAAUUGAUCUAUUAUUUUCAGGGACCAUAAGAAUCUUAC
This is a messenger RNA of Lycium ferocissimum, 1629 nucleotides long. Its product is annotated as basic leucine zipper 61-like. Gene Ontology annotation, molecular function: DNA binding; DNA-binding transcription factor activity. Bases 552 to 1460 code for a protein of 302 amino acids. Gene Ontology annotation, biological process: positive regulation of DNA-templated transcription. The record is from RefSeq and is a predicted model, not a curated record. Lineage: Eukaryota; Viridiplantae; Streptophyta; Magnoliopsida; Solanales; Solanaceae. Gene Ontology annotation, cellular component: nucleus. The transcript is spliced from 6 exons.